Molecule: messenger RNA, 5073 nt
Organism: Tachyglossus aculeatus (Australian echidna)
Lineage: Eukaryota; Metazoa; Chordata; Mammalia; Monotremata; Tachyglossidae
Gene: ZNF142
Product: zinc finger protein 142
Exons: 6
Coding region: 1-4980 (1659 amino acids)
Biological process (GO): regulation of transcription by RNA polymerase II
Cellular component (GO): chromosome
Molecular function (GO): chromatin insulator sequence binding
Source: RefSeq, a predicted model, not a curated record
AUGAAUGCGCCCGGGCCCUCUGCCCCGUCCUCCCCGGGGGGAGGUGGCCGACCCCUCCGCCCUCGUCUCCCCGCAGGCCCGCCGCCGGAGGUCCCGUCGGCCCCGCCGCGGGGCCCCGUGUGCCCGGAGUGCCAGCGGCGCUUCAAGAAGCGGGCGCACCUGGCGGAGCACCUGCGGCUGCACUUCCCGGACCCCAGCCUGCAGUGCCCGCACUGCGCCCGCUUCUUCACCAGCCGCAGCAAGCUGCGCCUCCACCUGCGGCGGGAGCGGGGCCAGAAGGCCCACCGCUGCCCGCUGUGCCGCUACAGCGCCGUGGAGCCCGCCGCCCUCCGCCGCCACAUGGGCAGCCUGCACGGGGGCGACGCCGCCGCCGACGCCACCGCCGCGGCCCCCUUCGCCUGCCCCGUGUGCCAGCAGGAGUUCCGCCUCGGCCGGGCCCUGAAGGAGCACCUCAAGGCCCACGCCGCGGCCCGGCCGGCCCCGCUGCCCUGCUCCCGGGAGGGCUGCGCCCACACGGCGCCCGACCGCCGGGCCCUGGGCCGCCACUUGCGGGAGGCCCACGGCGCCGCCCGCCCCGUGGGCUGCCGCCACCACGCCUGCCCGCUGCUGUUCGCCACGGCCGAAGCCAUGGAGGCCCACCGCAAGAGCCACCUGGCCUUCCACUGCCCGCACUGCGACUUCGCCUGCUCCAACAAGCAGGCCUUCGGCCGCCACGCCCGCCAGGGCCACCCCGGGGCCGAGGAGCUGCGCUGCGCCUACUGCCCCUUCGCCACCUUCAACCCCGUGGCCUUCCAGGACCACGUGGGCCAGCUGCACGCCCACGAGAAGAUCCACCGCUGCCCCGACUGCCCCUUCGCCACCGCCCACAAGAGAGCCCUGGCCCGCCACACCCUGCUGCACACUGGAGAGAAACCCCACAAGUGUAAGCAGUGCGACUUCACGUGCCGGGACGUGAGCUACCUGUCAAAGCACAUGCUGACCCACUCCAGCGCCAAGGACUACAUGUGCAGCGACUGCGGCUACGUCACCAAGUGGAAGCAUUACCUCAGCGUACACAUGCGCAAGCACACGGGGGACCUCAGGUACCAGUGUGACGAGUGCCCGUACCGCUGCCACCGGGCCGACCAACUGAGCAGCCACAAGCUGCGCCACCGGGGCAAGUCGCUGAUGUGCGAGGUGUGCGCCUUCGCCUGCAAGCGCCCGUCCGAGCUGCGGCGGCACGUGGCCGCCCAGCACGGAGCCCCCGACCCGCCGCCCGCCUCGGUCUACCCCUGCCGCUACUGCGCUUACCAGAGCCGUCACAAGCAGGCCCUGCGCAGCCACGAGAACUGCCGCCACACCCGCCUGCGCCAGUUCCGCUGUGCCCUCUGCGACUAUGCCACCUUCAGCAACCCCGCCCUCUUCUUCCACAAGCGCAAGGCCCACGGCUACGUGCCCGGCGACCGGGCCUGGCUGGCCCACUAUGCCCGCCGUGAGAGCCAGAGGGAGCGGGAGAGGGACGGCCCCGGGCCCUCCGCCGGGGGUCCGGGGGGACGGGCAUGGGAGGGCGACCGGGCUCCGGCCCCCCUGGGGGUGGGCGUGGAGACCCCGGCCCCCUUGGAAGUGGGCAUGGAGGCCCUGGCCUCCCUGGGGAUGGGUGGCGAGGCCCCGGCCCCCAUGGUAGUGGGCGUGGAGGCCUUGGCCUCCCAGGGGGUGGGCAUGGAGACCCCAACUUCCCAGGGGGUGGGCGUGGAGACCCCGACCUCCCAGGGGGUGGGCGUGGAGACCCCGACCUCCCAGGGGGUGGGCAUGGAGACCCCAACUUCCCAGGGGGUGGACUUGGAGACCCCAACCUCUCAGGGGGUGGGCGUGGAGACCCCAACCACCCAAGGGGUGGAAUUGGAGACCCCACCCUCCCAGGGGGUGGGCAUGGAGACCCCGACCUCCCAGGGGGUGGAAUUGGAGACCCCACCCUCCCACGCGGUUGUCUUGGAGACCCCAAUUUCCCAGGGGGUGGGCGUGGAGACCCCAACCUCCCAGGGGGUGGGCAUGGAGACCCCAACCUCCCAGGGGGUGGAACUGAAGACCCCACCCUCCCAGGGGGUGGGCAUGGAGACCCCAACUUCCCAGGGGAUGGACUUGGAGACCCCAACCUCCCACGGGGUUGUCAUGGAGACCCCAACUUCCCAGGGGCAGGACAUGGAGACACCGACCUCCCAUGGGGUGGGCAUGGAGACCCCAACCUCCCAGGGGGUGGGCGUGGAGACCCCAACUUUCCACGGGGUGGGCAUGGAGACCCCAGCCCUCCAGGGGGUGAACGAUGACACCCCGGCCCCCGAGCGGGUGGUCGACGAGGCCUCGGCCCCCCAGGGGGUGAGCGGCGAGGGAGAAGACGAGGAGGAAGAGGAAGGGGUCUGCACCCUCCACCUGGAGGCCGUGGAUGUGGACGUGGCCCCGGGGCCUGGCCCUGAGCCGCCUCCCGCCCCUGGCACAGACCCAGGGGAGCCCGGCGAGGCCCCCCGGGCGGGGACGGGGGAGCCGGGGCCCGGCCCGCUCCCGGACCCCCAGGUAUCGGUGCUGCGGGCGCUGCGGCAGCAAGACAAGGAGCGGGCCGAGGCCCUGGUGCUGGAGGGCCGCGUGCAGGUCGUGCUGGUCCCGCCCGCCGCCACCCGCGCCCUCCGCUGCCCCUUCCUCGCCCACCGGGAGAAGGUGCCGGACGCCCCCACGCAGACCAGCCGCCCGGCGGGCCGCGGCCGGACCCUGCUGUGCCCGGACUGCGGGGCCGCCUUCAAGCAGCCUCGGGGCCUCAACACCCACCGCCUCAAGAAGUGCCCGGGCCUCCUCAGGAAGGCCCGGGCGCCGCCUCCAGUGGACGAGGCCGCGGUUCAAGGGCCUCCAAUGGACAAGGCUACAUCCCCGGGGCUUUCAUCGGACCAGGCCACAGCCUCGGGUCCUCCAGUGGACCAGGCCGUGACCCUGGGGCCUCCAAUGGAUGAGGCUACGUCCCCAGGGCCUCCAAUGGAUGAGGCUACGUCCCCGGGGCCUUCACCGAACCAGGCCGCAGCCUCGGGGCCUCCAGUGGAGCAGGCCGCGACCCCAGGGCCUCCAGCGGACCAGGCCGCGGCCCCGGGGCCUCCAAUGGACGAGGCUACGUCCCCAGGGCCUUCACCGGACCAGGCCACGGCCCUGGGGCCUCCAAUGGAGGAGGCUACAUCCCCGGGGCCUUCACCGGACCAGGCCGCAACCUCAGGGCCUCCUCCAGAUGAGGCCGGUCCCUCAGGAGAGGUCACGGCCUCAGUGCCUCCACCGGAUGAAGCCACGGGCCUCGCUGGGCAUCCCCCCGACGGACCCACCGCCCCCUCGGGACCCCCGCCAGACUUCCGCUUCGAGCGGGGUAAGUACCGCUGCGGCUCCUGCCCCUUCCUCUGCUCGCGCCUGUCGUCCAUCUCCUCCCACGUGGCCCGGGGCUGCCGGGGCCGCGGGGACGACGAGGAGGAGGAGCGGCGGGAUCCGGGGACCCCCGGGUUCGGCCGCCGCCAGGAGCGGGCCCCGGGGGCGGCCCGCCCGCCGCUCCGCUGCCGCCUGUGCGACUUCACGUGCAAGCAGCGUCGCCGGCUGGAGCGGCACGAGCGAGUGAAGCACGAGGGCGCGAAGCCCCACCGCUGCCCGCUCUGCGACUUCGCCACGACACGCCGCUACCGGCUGGAGGCCCACCGCCGCUCCCGCCACGGCGGCCCGGGCCGCGUGCCCUGCCCCGCCUGCCCCCGGACCUUCGGCACCAACUCCAAGCUGCGCCUGCACCGCCUGCGCGUCCACGACAAGACCCCCAGCCACUUCUGCCCGCUCUGCGACUACGGCGGGUACCUGCCCCACGACGUCACCCGCCACCUCGACCGCUGCCACCGCGGGGCCCUGGCCUUCGCCUGCCCCGGCUGCGAGGCCCGCUUCAGCUCGGGCAGCGCCCUGCGGAGGCACGCCCUGCGUCGCCACGCGGAGCCCGUUGAGGAGGAGGAGGCCGCCCGACGCGGGCUUCGCUGCGGCAGCUGCGGGGAGGCCUUCCCCGGCCGGGCCGCCCUAGCCGAGCACCGACGGCAGCGGCACUUCGCCCACCGCUGCCAGCUGUGCCCCUUCGCCGACCGGGAGCGCGCCGGCCUGGUGCGCCACUACAUGGAGCGACACGAGGCCGGGGGCGGCGACGACGAUGACGCCGGGCCGACGCUGCGCUGCCCUUUGUGCCCGUUCUCCUGCCACCACCAGCUGGUCCUGGACCACCACGUCAAGGGGCACGGGGGCACGCGGCUCUACCGGUGCGCCGACUGCCCGUACAGCACCAAGAACCGACAGAAGAUCACCUGGCACAGCCGCGUCCACUCGGGCGAGAGGCCCUACCUCUGCCACCUCUGCCCCUACGCCUGCGCCGACCCUUCCAGGCUCCAGUAUCACAUGCGCACGCAUCAGGAUGAACGCAAGUACCUCUGCCCCGACUGCGGAUAUAAGUGCAAGUGGAUGAACCAGCUGAAGUACCACAUGAGCAAACACACAGGGCUGAAGCCCCACCAGUGCCCCGAGUGCCCGUACCGCACCAACCGGGCGGACGCCCUGCGCGUGCACCGCGAGACGCAACACGGGGAGGCCCGGGCCUUCAUGUGCGACCAGUGCGGCAAGGCCUUCAAGACACGCUUCCUGCUUCACACCCACCUGCGGAAGCACAGCGACCAGCGGGCCUACGUCUGCCGCCUCUGCCACCGCGCCUUCCGCUGGCCGGCCGGCCUGCGCCACCACGCCCUCACCCACUCCGCCCGGCACCCCUUCUUCUGCCGCUUCUGCCCCUACAAGGCCAGGCAGAAGUUCCAGGUGGUCCGCCACCUCCGCCGCCACCACCCUGAAAGUGCCGGGCCUGACCCCACCCAGGGCGUGGGCAGGGAUCCCACCGUGCCCCCGGUCCACCUGCACGAAGUCCGGCUGGAGCCCCCCGCCGCCGCCGCCCGGCCGGAGGCCUGAGCCUCUCCCCGCUGGGCACUGGACCCCAGGAGGAGGAGGAGGAGGAGGGAGAGCGGGAAGCGGAGGAGGAAGAGCAGGAGGAGGAGGAAGAAG